Tupaia belangeri chinensis (Chinese tree shrew) is the source of this 5493-nucleotide messenger RNA. It is a transcript of the gene ADCY5, whose product is annotated as adenylate cyclase 5. Gene Ontology annotation, molecular function: adenylate cyclase activity. Gene Ontology annotation, cellular component: plasma membrane. NCBI's taxonomy places the organism in Eukaryota, Metazoa, Chordata, Mammalia, Scandentia, Tupaiidae. The annotation marks the transcript as partial. The record is from RefSeq and is a predicted model, not a curated record. Gene Ontology annotation, biological process: cAMP biosynthetic process; adenylate cyclase-activating G protein-coupled receptor signaling pathway; intracellular signal transduction. The transcript is spliced from 21 exons.
GGCGAAGAGUGCGGGGAUGGCGGCAGUUCCACUGGCUCAGGCGCGGGACCCGGCGCGGUGCUGUCCCUGGGUGCCUGCUGCCUGGCGUUGCUGCAGAUAUUCCGCUCCAAGAAGUUCCCGUCGGACAAGCUGGAGCGGCUGUACCAGCGCUAUUUCUUCCGCCUGAACCAGAGCAGCCUCACCAUGCUCAUGGCCGUGCUGGUGCUCGUGUGCCUCGUCAUGUUGGCCUUUCACGCGGCGCGGCCCCCGCUGCAGCUGCCCUACCUGGCGGUGCUGGCGGCUGCCGUGGGUGUGAUCCUCGUCAUGGCCGUGCUCUGCAACCGCGCCGCCUUUCACCAGGACCACAUGGGCCUGGCCUGCUAUGCGCUCAUCGCCGUGGUGCUGGCCGUCCAGGUGGUGGGCCUGCUGCUGCCCCAGCCGCGCAGCGCUUCCGAGGGCAUCUGGUGGACCGUGUUCUUCAUCUACACCAUCUACACGCUGCUGCCCGUGCGCAUGCGGGCCGCAGUGCUCAGCGGGGUGCUCCUGUCUGCCCUCCACCUGGCCAUCUCCCUGCGCACCAACGCCCAGGACCAGUUCCUGCUCAAGCAGCUUGUCUCCAACGUCCUCAUCUUCUCCUGCACCAACAUCGUGGGCGUCUGCACCCACUACCCUGCCGAAGUCUCCCAGAGACAGGCCUUCCAGGAGACCCGGGAAUGCAUCCAGGCAAGACUCCACUCACAGCGGGAGAACCAGCAGCAGGAGCGGCUCCUGCUGUCUGUCCUUCCCCGUCACGUUGCCAUGGAGAUGAAAGCAGACAUCAACGCCAAGCAGGAGGAUAUGAUGUUCCAUAAGAUUUACAUCCAGAAGCAUGACAACGUGAGCAUCCUGUUCGCUGACAUCGAGGGCUUCACCAGCCUGGCAUCCCAGUGCACUGCUCAGGAAUUGGUCAUGACCCUCAACGAGCUCUUCGCCCGCUUCGACAAGCUGGCAGCGGAGAAUCACUGUUUACGUAUUAAGAUCCUGGGGGACUGUUAUUACUGUGUCUCGGGGCUGCCUGAAGCCAGGGCUGACCACGCCCACUGCUGCGUGGAGAUGGGCAUGGACAUGAUCGAGGCCAUCUCGUUGGUCCGGGAGGUGACAGGGGUGAACGUGAACAUGCGCGUGGGAAUUCACAGCGGGCGAGUACACUGCGGUGUCCUUGGUCUCAGGAAGUGGCAGUUCGACGUCUGGUCUAACGACGUCACACUGGCCAACCACAUGGAGGCCGGCGGCAAAGCAGGACGCAUCCACAUCACCAAGGCCACACUCAACUACCUGAACGGCGACUACGAGGUGGAGCCCGGCUGCGGGGGUGAGCGCAACGCCUACCUCAAGGAGCACAGCAUUGAGACCUUCCUCAUCCUGCGCUGCACCCAGAAGCGGAAAGAAGAGAAGGCCAUGAUCGCCAAGAUGAACCGCCAGAGGACCAACUCCAUUGGGCACAACCCACCACCCUGGGGCGCCGAGCGCCCCUUCUACAACCACCUGGGCGGCAACCAGGUGUCAAAGGAGAUGAAGCGCAUGGGUUUUGAAGACCCCAAGGACAACUGGUUUUCUGUCUGUUUCCCCGAGGAUGAAGUGGAUGAGUUUCUGGGCCGGGCCAUCGAUGCCAGGAGCAUUGACAGGCUGCGAUCUGAGCACGUCCGCAAAUUCCUCCUGACCUUCAGGGAGCCUGACUUAGAGAAGAAGUACUCCAAGCAGGUGGAUGACCGAUUCGGUGCCUACGUGGCGUGUGCCUCGCUCGUCUUCCUCUUCAUCUGCUUUGUCCAGAUCACCAUCGUGCCCCACUCCGUGUUCAUGCUGAGUGUCUAUCUGACCUGCUUCCUGCUGCUGGCCCUGGUGGUGUCCGUGUCUGUCAUCUACUCCUGCGUGAAGCUCUUCCCCACCCCACUGCAGACCCUCUCCAGGAAGAUUGUGCGGUCCAAGAUGAACAGCACCCUGGUUGGGGUCUUCACCAUCACCCUGGUGUUCCUGUCGGCCUUUGUCAACAUGUUCAUGUGCAACUCCACGGACCUGCUGGGCUGCCUCGCAGAGGAGCACAACCUCAGCGUGAGCCAGGUCAACGCGUGCCACGUGGUGGAGUCGGUGGUCAACUACAGCCUGGGCGAGGAGCGGGGCUUCUGUGGCAGCUCCUGGCCCAACUGCAACUUCCCUGAGUACUUCACCUACAGCGUGCUGCUCAGCCUGCUGGCCUGCUCCGUGUUCCUGCAGAUCAGCUGCAUCGGGAAGCUGGUGCUCAUGCUGGCCAUCGAGCUCAUUUACGUGCUAGUCGUUGAAGUGCCCGGCGUCACGCUCUUCGAUAACGCCGACCUGCUGGUCACCGCCAAUGCCAUAGACUUCAACAACAACGGGACCUCCCAGUGCCCUGAGCAUGCGACCAAGGUGGCGCUGAAGGUGGUGACGCCCAUCAUCAUCUCGGUCUUUGUGCUGGCCCUGUACCUGCAUGCCCAGCAGGUGGAGUCCACUGCCCGCCUCGACUUCCUCUGGAAACUGCAGGCCACGGAGGAGAAGGAGGAGAUGGAGGAGCUGCAGGCCUACAACCGGCGCCUGCUGCACAACAUCCUGCCCAAGGACGUGGCCGCCCACUUCCUGGCCCGCGAGCGGCGCAACGACGAGCUGUACUACCAGUCCUGCGAGUGCGUGGCCGUCAUGUUCGCCUCCAUCGCCAACUUCUCCGAGUUCUACGUGGAGCUGGAGGCCAACAACGAGGGCGUUGAGUGCCUGCGGCUGCUCAACGAGAUCAUCGCCGACUUCGAUGAGAUCAUCAGUGAGGAUCGGUUCAAGCAGCUGGAGAAGAUCAAGACCAUUGGCAGCACCUACAUGGCCGCCUCGGGCCUCAACGACUCCACCUACGACAAGGUGGGCAAGACCCACAUCAAGGCUCUGGCCGACUUUGCCAUGAAGCUGAUGGACCAGAUGAAGUACAUCAACGAGCACUCCUUCAACAACUUCCAGAUGAAGAUCGGGCUCAACAUCGGCCCUGUGGUGGCCGGGGUGAUUGGGGCCCGCAAGCCCCAGUACGACAUCUGGGGCAAUACCGUGAACGUGGCCAGCCGCAUGGACAGCACUGGUGUGCCCGACCGUAUCCAGGUCACCACGGACAUGUACCAGGUGCUGGCUGCCAACACAUACCAGCUGGAGUGCCGAGGCGUGGUCAAAGUCAAGGGCAAGGGCGAGAUGAUGACCUACUUCCUCAAUGGAGGGCCCCCGCUCAGUUAGCAGCGGCCAGCCAGUGGUGCCAGGCAGCCUGGCCUCCAGAGGAAUGGAAACGGCUUCUUUGUGCGCCGAGUGGGCAGGUGGGAAGCCUGCGCUCCAGCCACAUGGUUGUGCUGGGGGAGAUUUUUCACUUUGACUCCAGAAGCAGCUUCUGCCUUUGCUGGUGGGCAGUGGCCUCCGUCCCAGGCCCCAGGGUGCCAGCGUCCUGCGAGCACCAAGCUGACCAAAGAUGUUUCCUCUGUAGAAGACUCUGCUAGACUCGAUCUGAAGCUUGAGUUUUCUAACAGGUGCUGCUGAGUGGGUGACAGGAGCUGCCGGAGCUGAUCGACGAGGCGCGACCCAGUGCACAAGGGCAGGGCCGAGGAGGAUGUUUUGGCCUCACAUGGGUGGGUAGGCGGGCUUGACUCUGGCCUGGGGAACCCACGGGCCCCUAGGGAUCUGCUUCUCUGUGAGCCUUUAAUUUCAGACAGAGGCCACAACUCUGCUCACGGAGCAGCGUUCGGGCAGGAGAGCCAGCUUUGGAGGGCCCGUGGCCUUCACUGUGGUCCUUGCCCGCUCCUCCACCACAGACAGAGUGCCCUGUGAAGGAAACAGAACUACUUACGAGGGGGAGGCAGAGGACACCCAGCAAGGAGGGGUGGUUCUGAGAAAGAGAAAAUAUUUAUUAAAUAAAACAAGUUUCUGUGCCCUUCUUUAGACUAUGCUAGUUGUAUGCGUGUAAGAGACACAAGCAAAUGAAGAUGCCACUGGGGAGGGAGGGCGGGUAUCCCAACUUGUCUUUUUUGUAUUUUUUAUUUUGUAUUAUGGAAAACCUUGGAGAUCUAACAGAUAUACCAAAUUCUAUAUUUUGUAAAUUCUCUGUAUUAGGAAACAGCCGGACCCGGCGGGGCGUUCGUGCGUCUGUACUGUGCGAGUUGGUGUGUGUGCUGGCGUGUGUGCCUGCAUUCAUGCUGUGGAACUGGUGUCAUGCAGGAUGCGUUUCCCUCAUCCCAGAUCUGGCAGUUCGGGCUUACCCGGGUUUGAGCGGCGCAGUGGCACAUCCGUGGGAUACCGUGUGUUCGGGCUGAGGAAGUGCAUGGACGUGUUACCCCAUCUCCCUCUGAUACACGCAUGCACCACUUCCCCUGAGUAAAAUGCAAACUGAGCAGUAAGAACAAGUCUCAUCUUUGCAUAGCACGUGGAGGUAGAACCAGGGGAAGCAGCCGCAGCCUGUGACAGGCAGUGUGGCCACUGUCAACGCUCCACUUGUAGGAUGUCUGAUGUCACUGCCGGCAGAGGGCUGCCCCCCCCACCCCCCGCAGGCUCCUGGGGGCACGAGGAAGCUUAGCCUGCCUGCUACUCAGCUGGCCGAGGUACAGGUGACUCUCCCUAGAGCGGAUCCCUCAGACCUGGCGGUGCAGUGGGUGGCCCUCAGGCUUGGGGAGCAGGAAAGGCCUUGCCUUCUCCUUGCGAACCAGAUAGAGGGCUGGGUACAGCUCAGCUUCAGAGUCCACAGGAACAAGCUAGCAGGAAUACUGUUUUGCCUGGUUUGUGUUUUGGGGGGAGGUAGCAGUUAAAUAUACCAGAAAAAGCUUUUUUUUUUUUUUUUUUAUAACCUACGAGGGAGGCAUUUAGAAAAUGAUUUACUACCACAGAGAUUCAGACAGAACUCUUAGGGCUGUGGCCAGAUCUUUUCUUUGCUUCUCAGGGCAGAACUAUUCUUGCCUCCGCCACGAGCUUGAAGGAGGUGGGCAGCAGCGACGUGUGGCCGCCAUGUGGUACCUCGAUGCCCACGGGCACCACCCUCCCACCCACGCCCUGAUUCCCCCAGCACAGACCUGAGAAGCAGAGCGGGCCGCCCUGAAACUGCCAGGCCUGCGUGUCCCUGCUUCUGCUCCCUCCUGAGUUCCGCACCGCCCCCCCUGCCCUGGCCACUGCAGGGCUUGCUUUCUCCCACUGUUGUUCGGUCCCGCCCUUCCACCUCGCUGCCAGUGGUGUCGGGUUUCUGUUUUGCUUCUACCUGAGUAAAGUGUGUGUGUGCUGAGUUCCACAUGUGUUCCCCCUGUCGGUCAGGGCCACCCUGGCCUCCUGGGGGCCCUCCACCCCAGCAGUGACUGGUGACAGCGUGCAGUGCUAGCUCUUCGUUCCCUCUAAGGGGUGUGCACUCUUUUUAUUCCUGCUCUUGCAAAAACGAAUACGAUUAUGAUUUCCCAUGGAAAUUGAAAAGCCUAUUUAAGUAAUUUAACUAUUAAACACUUUCACUGGUAACGUGUCCUGGUC